UCUAAGAAACGAGUAGUGGUAAUCGGCAAUGGAAUGGUGGGUCAGAAAGUCAUGGAGAAUCUACUCAAGAUUGGUGCUGCUGCCGACGGCAACGAAAAGCAGCUGCAGCUCUCAACCUUUUGCGAAGAACCUCGAGCGGCCUAUAACCGCGUGAAGCUCACUUCGUACUUUGAGACACGCGACCCUUCCGCGCUAUCCAUGACGAGCGAGUUCGACAAAGAAGGCAAGACCGUCUGGUACGACGAAAAUGGCGUCGAGCUCUUGCUCAAAGACAAGGCUGUUUCGAUUGAUACGGAAGCCCAGACCGUCACGGGACAAUCCGGGAAAGUUCUCUCCUACGAUGCUUGCGUGCUAGCGACUGGAUCGUUUCCCUUCGUGCCGCCCAUUCCCGGUAAGCAACGUCCCGGAGUCUUCGUCUACCGUACAAUUGAAGACCUCGAGAAUAUGUUACAGUACGCCCAAGACAACAACGUCAAGUCGGCCGCGGUGAUCGGUGGUGGCCUCCUGGGCCUCGAAGCCGCUAAAGCCGCGAAGGAUAUGGGCCUCGAAUCCCAUAUUAUUGAGUUCGCCGAUAUUCUCAUGUGUCGACAAAUCGAUCAGGGUGGCCACAACGCCCUCGUCGGAGUCAUUGAAGACAUGGGUCUCAAGGUGCAUUGCGGCGCACGUACCGAAUCCUUUGUCGGCCAGGACGGUUCCACCGACAUGGAAUCCAUGUCCCCCGUCUCGGCCUUGCGAUUCAGCAACGAGGACUGGGAGGAUCUUCCUGUGCAAAUGGUUAUUGUCAGCGCUGGCAUUAAGCCGCGUGACGAACUCGCGCGGGACGCCGGCAUCGCCGUUGGGGAACGCGGUGGUGUCGUAGUCGAUGAUCAAAUGCGCACGUCGGCCAAAGGGGUGUACGCAGUAGGGGAGAUCGCCCUCUACAAUAACUUCAUCUACGGAUUGAUCGCACCGGGAUACACCAUGGCGGAUGUGGCGGCCAAGUGUCUAGCUGACGAUUUUGGGAUCGGCAAAGCUCUAGAUCCCGAGAACCUUCCUGCCUUUACCGGCGCCGACAUGUCUACCAAACUCAAGUUGCUUGGAUGUGAUGUCGCCUCGUUUGGUGUUAAUCAACCUCGAUCCGACGACAAGGAUGUUUCCGAAAUGGUCUGGAAUGACCCAGUCAGCCGAGUUUACCGUAAACUUAUUUUGAACAAAGCGGGCACCAAGCUUCGUGGUGGAAUCUUGGUCGGAGACGCUGCCGACUACGAUAAACUACACAAACUUGCUGUCAAGAGCGAAGAAGAGCUCACGGAAAAUCCGGCCAUGCUCUUGCCUCCGAUCUCGGCCCGUGGUGGGGUGGCGGAAGAAAACGAGGGUGUUUCGGACGACCCAACGGCUCAGAUUUGUUCUUGCAAUGAUGUCACGCGGGGUGACAUUGCCUCAACGAUCGUGGAGCUUGGGGUGGAAGGCGCUACACUGUCGGCCGUCAAGAAGUGCAGCAAUGCAGGCACUGGUUGUGGUGGAUGUGAACCCCAAGUUAAAGAUAUUCUCAAGCAGGAACUCGCGAAGUUAGGUGGCACUUUGUCCAAUCAUCUCUGCGAACAUUUUUCCUAUUCUAGGCCGGAACUCAUGGCCUUGGUGCGUACCGACACGGACCCCUCCAGCGUGGACUCCUUCGAAAAAGUUUUGCACAAACAUGGCCAUGGAGAUGGCUGCGAAGUUUGCAAGCCGACAGUGGGUUCCAUUCUUGCCUCGCUUAACAACGGCAUCAUCAUAGACGACGGACGUGAUGCUUUGCAAGAUACGAAUGAUCGUGCUAUGGCGAACAUGCAGCGUGGUGGAUCUUAUUCUGUUGUACCUCGGGUGCCGGCCGGUGAGUUGUUGCCUGAUCAGCUAAUCGCAUUGGGAGUCGUUGCAAAGAAGUACGAUCUCUAUACGAAGGUGACCGGUGCUCAGCGAGUCGAUCUGUUCGGCGCCGCCAAACACCAGCUACCUGAUAUUUGGGAAGAGUUGGGGCAGGCUGGUUUCGAAUCUGGGCACGCAUACGGAAAAGCUCUCCGUACCGUGAAAUCUUGCGUCGGAUCAACGUGGUGUCGUUACGGUGUACAAGAUGCAGUCUCGUUCGCGGUUGAGAUCGAAAACCGGUACAAAGGAAUUCGAUCCCCUCAUAAAUUGAAAAGUGGCGUUUCUGGGUGUGUGCGGGAAUGUGCUGAAGCCCAAAGCAAAGAUUUCGGCCUCAUCGCUACCGAGAACGGGUACAACCUGUACCUCGGUGGUAACGGCGGGACGAAUCCCGUCCACGCCGAGCUCUUCGCCACGGAUAUUGACGAAAAGACUGUCAUCAAGUACCUCGACCGAUACCUCAUGUACUACAUAUUGACAGCCGAUCGCUUGGAGCGCACAGCUGUUUGGCAGAAAAAGCUUCCUUCAGGUAAAGAUGGAAGUGGGCCGAUCGGGCAUCUGCAUGAAGUCAUCAUCGAAGACUCUCUCGGCAUCUGUGACGAACUCGACACUCGUAUGGAGCAUUUGGUUGACACAUAUCACGAUGAAUGGGCAGAAGUUGUAAAAGAUCCAGCGCGUCGUGCUAAGUUCAAGCAAUUUGUGAAUACUGACGAAACAUUAUCCAAGGAUUCGAUGAUCGAGUUCAUUGAUAUGCGAGGACAAAAACGCCCCGCU
Messenger RNA from Phaeodactylum tricornutum CCAP 1055/1, 2655 nucleotides. RefSeq lists its product with no specific name. The record is from RefSeq and is a predicted model, not a curated record. The annotation marks the transcript as partial. The transcript has a single exon. NCBI's taxonomy places the organism in Eukaryota, Bacillariophyta, Bacillariophyceae, Surirellales, Neidiaceae. Gene Ontology annotation, biological process: nitrate assimilation. Gene Ontology annotation, molecular function: iron-sulfur cluster binding; nitrite reductase [NAD(P)H] activity; flavin adenine dinucleotide binding.